UUCACAGAUGAGGGGCUGGAGUGAUAGCACAGCGGGUAGGGCGUUUGCCUUGCACGCGGCCGACCGGGGUUCGAUUCCCAGCAUCUCUUAUGGUCCCUUGAGCACCGCCAGGAGCAAUUCCUGAGUGCAAAGCCAGGAGUAACCCCUGUGCAUUGCCGGGUGUGACCCAAAAAAGAAAAAAAAAAAGUUUCACAGAUGUUGAAAAGGAACCGAGAAGCAGGGGAGAGAGCCUGCCCUGGAGAUGAGAGCUGAGGGCUGCCCCUGGGAUAGGGCGGGUCUGAUGCGCCAGCCUGCCCGCCCGGACCUGACUCCGCAAACACCCAGUUCUACGCUUUACUCCCAGUCGAGAACUUUGCAGACGCUCCCUGGGCCGGCCGCCCGGCCGAGAACUGCGCUGUCACUAGCGUCGAGCUCCCUGGGCGGGAGGACGCCGGGCGCCAAGUCCCGGCGCGGCGGCCAGGGCCGACCCGAGGGGCGGGGGCGGCGGCCAGCGCGGCGCCCGCGCCCACGCCAUGUCCUGCCAGGCCAAGGACGACUUCCUGCGGCACUACACAGUCUCCGACCCCCGGGCCCACCCCAAGGGCUACACCGAGUACAAAGUGACCGCGCAGUUCAUCUCGAAAAAGGAUCCCGAGGAUGUCAAAGAGGUGGUGGUCUGGAAGCGGUACAGCGACUUUCGCAAGCUGCACGGGGACCUGGCCUACACGCACCGCAACCUCUUCCGCCGCACGGAGGAGUUUCCCGCCUUCCCACGCGCCCAGGUGUUCGGCCGGUUCGAGCCAUCGGUGAUCGAGGAGCGGCGGAAGGGGGCCGAGGACUUGCUCCGGUUCACCGUGCACAUCCCGGCGCUCAACAACAGCCCCCAGCUCAAGGAGUUCUUCCGGCGGACCCCGCGCCGUCCAGCCCAGCCCAAGAGGCCCUGGACCUCCUGUUCAACUGCGGGAGCACCGAGGAGGUGUCCGGCUCCCCCGCCCGCGGCCCGCUGUCCGACGCCGAGCUGGCCCUCUUCGACCCCUUCUCCAAGGAAGAGGGUGCAGGCCCCAGCCCUACCCACACGGGCUUGCUGGCCGCCAUGGAGGCCGAGGCGCAGGGCCCGGCCGACGAGCCCUGGGAGCCAGGAGGGCCGGAGGAGGAAGAGGAGGACGGGGACGGGGCCCCCCCUCCUGCCUAUCUGAGCCAAGCCACGGAGCUCAUCACCCAGGCCCUGCGCGACGAGAAGGCGGGGGCCUACGCCAAGGCGCUACAGGCCUACCGGGAUGGGGUGCACAUCCUGCUCCGGGGCGUGCCGGAUGACCCGUGCCCGGCCCGCCGGGAGGGCGUGAAGAAAAAGGCAGCCGAGUACCUGAAGCGCGCAGAGGAGAUCUUGCACCAGCAUCUGUCCCAGCUCCCGCCCUGACAGCCAGCCGCCCUGACCCCAGACUCUAGUGCCAGCACUGCCAGCCACACCUUCGUCUUCUCCCCGGUGCCCGGCCCUCUCUCCUGGUCUUCUAACUCCAGGAGCCAUGUCUGUCUGUAACUGGACCAAGAAUGAGAACAAUGAAAUUCUCCCCUCCCCAAGCACGCCUGCCACGGUGGAAUCUCCGUCUCACGCCUCUCAUCUUGUCUCUUAUGUCGAGGUUCAAGUAGCAGUGCGGGGUUCAGGAGGUGGCACAGAGGACUGGGGGUGUGGACGCCGGUACCGUGGGGUCAUCCAAGCCCGGACUGCCCACCCUCCUCCCAAAAAAGCAACAGAUCCAGCCACUAAAUUUCUGUUUACACAUUCCAUCUGCAGCUGCGUGGGGCCCACUGCCUUUGUAAAGUCGUGACCUAGGAUGAUUUCUACUUUUUCUUUAUUGGUGGGCCACCCCACAGGGGCUGUUCCUGCCUCUCUGCUCAGGAGUGACCCCCACAGACUCGGGACAUUAUGUGGCACUGGGAUUUGAAUGCAAGGCAAGUGCCAUAGCUUCUGUACUAUCUCUCCAGCCCCUCUGAGGAUUUUUACUUUCUCUUAUAGGGAAAUUUAUUUAUAUAGAGAGGGACUUUAUUUAAAUUAAUGAAGGUUGAUACCAAUGGUGCAAGGUUUCUUUUAGGGGGCCACAUCUGGCGGUGCUCAGGGCUUACUCCUAGCUCUGAAAUUCCUGGUAGGGCUCAGAAGACCAUAUGGGUACUGGGAUCAAACCCAAGCACACGUGGGUUUGGUCAUGUGCACAGCAAGGGCCCUAUCCAUUUACUAUUGUUCCAGCUUCAAUGCAAGUUUUCUUUUGGGUAGUUGAUUGCUAGGAUGAAUCACAUGGUUUUCAGCUGCCUAAAGUUGUGUUUCUGAUUUCCUGACUUGUGGGCCUGCCAAAGAUUUUCUUUUCCUUGGCCAAAUUUUAGCCAAGCUCCUAAACUUUUUCUUAGGUUGUGUGCUUCCUGUAAAAUUCAUUUUCACAGUUCCUCUAAUAAGCCUCUUAACUAGAAUUGCCCAUACUCGCUGUGUGAUCAGGUGUAUGUCCUCUAGCACCACAAAGGUGAAGUCUUACUAACUUGGAGAUUUUUAAAUGUUUUCUUUAAGCAAAGAAUAAUAAUCUGAAAGGUGUAAAUUAUCUCAAACAAGGAUAUAAAGAUAUUGGAGCAAUUAGGUUCA
Molecule: messenger RNA, 2605 nt
Organism: Sorex araneus (European shrew)
Lineage: Eukaryota; Metazoa; Chordata; Mammalia; Eulipotyphla; Soricidae
Gene: SNX15
Product: sorting nexin 15
Exons: 7
Coding region: 242-1396 (384 amino acids)
Molecular function (GO): phosphatidylinositol binding
Source: RefSeq, a predicted model, not a curated record